CAAAUUGUCAUUAGCACUUAUUGCUGCACUAAUGGCUCUUAUUGCACUAAACCUCGAUUGUUCCCCUUCUUUCCUGUUAGUCGCUUUGGAUAAAAGCGUCUGCUAAAUGAUUAAAUGUAAAUGUAAAUGUACUUUAUAAAUAAACGAGCCUUGCCUAAUUCAACAUCCAUUAUUAUUUAGUCUUUCUGGAGUCCAACCUCCUCCUCCCCCUCCUCCUCCUCCUCCUCUCCAUCUCCUUCCACUCCACUUGUCAGUAGCAGCACAGAUCCGUUGUGCUGCACUGAUGUAAAGUUCAUGUCCGAGCGGAAACAUACGGUGCAGACCGCAAACCCAGGACUAAGACACAGAUAAGAGGUGGUGAAGUUGCGUAUUUGAGACGGGAACUCGUGCUGAGCUGAUUUACGCUGGCCUCAAGUGAACUGAAAGAAAACACAGAAGCACCCCUACCUGGAAACCAUUGGGGAACUAAGUGGAUUGAAGAAGGCAGAGAGCAAGUGAGGGAGUCAGAGUGGGAGGGAAGACAGAAGGGAUUAACAGCUUAUCCAGUGCGUGGACAAUCCUGGAUGAGCCUUAUUUUUCUACCAGGAUGAUGCAGACAUAACAGUCGCUGGAUUACGACACUUUACUUUAUUGCCCUUUUCAAGGAAGCAACGCCCUCUUUUUUUCCAUUUGGGCUGAUUUUGUCAUUGCCUCUCAACGGCCUGGUGUCUUACGUGCAAAGGGACCGGGAGGAACGGAGUGGGGCCCGGUGACAGGAUGUCCAAUGGACGGUGUGGAGCCACACAUGGAUAAACCUCUUUAGUGGGAGACGGUGCGUGGCAGUGGACCCCCUCUGCUCUCUCUGCUUGGACUUGGAGGAAAACAAGUGCUAGAGACACACAACAGUUGAGCUCUAUUGAAGAUGAAAAGGACUUGCUACCAUGGACCCUAAACUGGAAUUUAAGCUUGACUGACAUGUAAUCAGAGUGCUCGAUCGAAUUAAAGGGAAAUUACACAACUUUUCUGCCACCAUGAGUCUGGGAAAGCUGCCAGGGAUUAAGGGCCUUGUGUCUAACUCUCAAGGAAAACGUCGUUUCAAGAGUGAACUCUCUGUGGACAUGAUCAGCCCGCCGAUGGGCGACUUCAGACAUACUAUGCAUGUUGGUCGUGGCGGGGAUGUGUUUGGUGACACUUCUUUCCUAAGCAACUACGGGGGCGUCAAGGAGCCAGGAAGCCCGGACUCUUCAAACAGCUCCAAGACAACCGGGUUCUUCACACGCACCUUUCGCCAUGUGAGAAAGAACUCUGGGCCACGGCCCCGGGCGGGCUCCCGUGAGUUGGCGUCCCCGCCACCUGACAUCUCACCCAUCAUCAAGAACGCCAUCUCCCUGCCCCAGCUCAACAUCGAUCCCCCCAAUGGGUGCCUACAGAGGGUGCUAUUCUCCAGCUCCAUCAGCUCAACAGAUGACUCCCUCUGCACAUAUGGUCUGCAGUCUGGAUUUGUCACUCUGCCCCGCCUCUCUCGCCUUGACAGACAGUUUCAAGAUGAAGAGUUCUGCAAAGGGUCUCCACCCGACAGCAGUGGCUUCAGGCUGACACGCUCAGACUCUCUCACCUCGUUCACCGUAGACCUUGGCCCUUCGCUUAUGACUGAGGUACUGAGCCUGAUUGACAACCCCAGCUGCCUUCAGAUGUCCAAUCACCGCCAGGCAGCAGAGGAGGAAGAGGAAGGACCAGAAGAACAGGAGGAGGACGACAGCUCUCUGUCAGAGACGCCUGUGCAGAGCCCUGCGGUGACGUCACCUAACUCUUCCAUGAGUAGCAGGUCAUUCAGCAGUAACAUGAACAGCAGGGGGCGCUCUUGUAGCUCUAACUGGACAGAGCCAGAGGAGGAGAGGAGGUCACUGAGGACACCAGAUGCGUGCACUGGGUCCCCUCAGAGAGCUGAGCCUGCUAUGGAGGCAGAGAGGUUCCAGAGGGCAGCUGACGUGCUGUCUCGUCAUUAUGGUGGAGGGUCCUUCACAAAGGGAACGAGGACGAGCAACAACACCAUCUCUCCCCCUCUUUCCCAAAACCACAAAACACCAUAUGCCUUUACUGAAGAGGAGGAGGAGAUCAAAGUCUAGAUGUUGAAGCUCUCUCUGAAAGAGAACAGGAACUUCAUUGAUCCAGUAAAACAAUAGAAACCUUCCAGUGACCUGAUUUCUGGGUUUAUUUCAAGCCACAUCGGCUGAACUUCUUGCGAUAUACUCUAAAGAAACUUUCUUUCUCCUCUCACAAGCAUUUUCAUGUGAGAAGGGGCGUCACUAAUCAACCACCAGAUCCUGGUCUGUAUUUAGUGUCAGCAGGGUGGAUAUUUGAUGCUCAUCCACAAAAUUGUUACUAUUAAUAAAGACUUUUGAGUUUCAUCAGUAACAAGCACUUAAAAGUAAAUGAAACAUGUUCCACCUGCAAUAAUUAUACUUUAAACACUCAACUAAAUAUACUGCAUUUUGAAUGGACUUUGGUUUUUCACACAGCAAAUAAUCACUCAUUACAUAAACAUUGUGUUCAACAGCAACAUGUAUUUCACAUGAAUAAAGAUGUUCAAGUCCAGGAAGUUUGAAGAACAAAAAUAUAUAAAAAUUAUGAUUUAAACUUUGUACAUUGUAAAUGAAUGAACUGUUACCAGAAAUAACAGGGCUAUUAAACUAAGAUAGUUGUAUAAUUACAGCCUUCAAGGUCUAUGACUGUAGCUGUAACCUGUUUAUAGGAUUGUUUAUCAAACUUUUAUCAGUAUUAGUUAAUUUUUUUCUAAAAUGAUAUGGCUGAUGUAAUAAAGGCCUGAUUUUCAAUAAACAUGUCAUGAAA
This is a messenger RNA of Centropristis striata (black sea bass), 2829 nucleotides long. It is a transcript of the gene cdc42ep1b, whose product is annotated as CDC42 effector protein (Rho GTPase binding) 1b. The record is from RefSeq and is a predicted model, not a curated record. Bases 1011 to 2105 code for a protein of 364 amino acids. The transcript is spliced from 4 exons. NCBI's taxonomy places the organism in Eukaryota, Metazoa, Chordata, Actinopteri, Perciformes, Serranidae.